GGCAGACAGUGAGAGGGUGGUGCUGGAGCAGCUGCACACCGUCCCCUUCGUCCUCACUUCCUCCACCGACAAAGCGGCGGGGCCGGUAAGCGUGGAAUUGCCUCUCCAGGCGGACAACCUGCCCCUGGAGACUGUCUACGAACGCUUCCAGCAGACCUCCCAUGGCUUCAAGGACCUCCUCAGCCACUACCUGAGUGGGGAGAAGCCCAAGGGCUUCCUGGAGACGGAAGAGAUGCUUUUGGUAGGCAGCAGCCUGACCGGCAUUGGCGAGCUGGCCCAGCGCCCGGAUGGUACCCUCUGCCUGCAGCCCCCUUCGAACGGAGCCGGCUAUUUCCUGUGCCUGGAGGACUGGCAGACCCUGCUGUCCAGCCUGCAGUCAGCCAGCAGCUUCUGGAAAUGGACGGCUUUGGUGUGCGGCCUCGCGGCUGCGGCGGUUGUCCUGCGGGCCCUUCGUCGAGCCCACCGGAACCGCCGGCUGAAUCGGGAGCGGGAGGCCCAACGGCAGGAAUUUGAAGACUACCUGCGGAAUCACAACCAGGACGAAGAGCUACCCGCCAACGCCUGCGUGGUGUGCUUGGCCAAUCCCCGCGAGUGCGUCUUACUGCCCUGUGGCCACAUCUGCUUGUGCUUCCACUGUUUCCAGGCCUUGCCC
Messenger RNA from Notechis scutatus (mainland tiger snake), 652 nucleotides. The record is from RefSeq and is a predicted model, not a curated record. Lineage: Eukaryota; Metazoa; Chordata; Lepidosauria; Squamata; Elapidae.